AUGGACACCGGUGACGAGGGCGUUCGUCAGCAGACUGGCGUCCUUGAAGACAGCUCCGAGACUCGUCGAGACGGCCGCACUGCCGGCAGCGUCGAGGCAAGCGGCCGCCCGACCGAGGAGGAUCCUGCCGCCAUCUCAGGACAGCAGCAGGACGCCUCUCACCGCUAUGCCCGCACGCUUGCCAACGUGGCCAUGGGCCUGGUGCCGUGCUCGGAACCCUUUGAAAAGGUCGUCGCCAUCGCUCGCAUCCAGCUCAUGGCUCUCGACGUCCAGAUCGCCUUGGCCAAGAAGAACGUCGAGGUGCUCACGGCGCACUGUCAUCUCAAGCCGCAGAGCACGCGCCCGGACCGCCCCAUCCCCAGUGGCGACCUGCCCAUCGACGUCAGCACCGGAGGCCGCGCUCUGCUGAUCGCCUACCAGAUGCGACAGUACGAGCUCCAGCUCUACCUCCUCGACUGCGACAUGGCAGGUCACCCGCAGGCGGACGAGGUCUCGGUCCCUCGUCGCCUGCCGGAGAUCAUGGCUCGCUUCAACCAGCUGCUCCAGCAGUGCCGCGAGCAGCAGCCCGCGGACGGAAUCCUGUCGGACGUCGUCGAGACCCUCCUCCCAGUCCUCGUGCGCGAGGCUCGCACCUAUCCGCUCGACCUCGAGGAAGAUACAGACUCGUCCGACGAGGGGGCGGACACUGCUUCGAAGGAGCCCAAUUUUGCCAUCCGCUGA
Molecule: messenger RNA, 720 nt
Organism: Pseudozyma flocculosa PF-1
Lineage: Eukaryota; Fungi; Basidiomycota; Ustilaginomycetes; Ustilaginales; Ustilaginaceae
Exons: 2
Coding region: 1-720 (239 amino acids)
Source: RefSeq, a predicted model, not a curated record